Messenger RNA from Patiria miniata (bat star), 3076 nucleotides. Its product is annotated as tripartite motif-containing protein 26-like. NCBI's taxonomy places the organism in Eukaryota, Metazoa, Echinodermata, Asteroidea, Valvatida, Asterinidae. The transcript is spliced from 2 exons. Gene Ontology annotation, molecular function: ubiquitin protein ligase activity. Gene Ontology annotation, biological process: ubiquitin-dependent protein catabolic process; protein polyubiquitination. The record is from RefSeq and is a predicted model, not a curated record. The coding region runs from base 167 to 1168 and encodes 333 amino acids.
AAACUUAGGUCCCAGGAAGAUCUAUUGUAGAUGCACGAUAGGCAAGGACGGGAGGCGGGUUAGCCUCUGACAGGAGAGGUCACUGCACACGUACUAUCGGAUAGGGCACACAAACUGCCAUGUACAACUGAGGGCUAGAAUUUCACCUUCGCUUGUACUUGGAAUCAUGGGGUUGGCUUCCCAAAGCUUCGUCUCCAAGCCGGAUCAGAACCUGCUGUGCGGGAUAUGUAAGACGGUGAUGAAGGAUGCCGUGCUCACACGUUGUGGUCACGCCUUUUGCGAGCAGUGUCUUGAUACCUGGCUGGCACGACCCCUGAGCGGCUCCUGCCCCCAGUGUCGGGCCUCCGUCAGCAAGUUUCAAGUCAGCCCCGUCUGGGCCAUCCGGGAGAUUGUCAGCAACCUGACAGUGGAGUGCGACUACGGCGACCGAGGCUGCCGCCUUGUGAUGCGGGUUGAAUCCCUGGAGAAGCACCGGACCAGCUGCGCUUACGCCCCCGUCGAGUGUGCCGGGUGCGAGACGGUGGUGAGCCGCUACGAGCUACCCCACCACCAGGGAGAGUGCGCCAAAAUAGCGGCUACCGCCAAUGAGCCCGACCUGGACGAACCUAGGUCCAGGGAGUGGUCGGAUCAGCUGGUCAAGGACCUGGAGAACAAGCUGUCCAGAACCGAACAGCAACUCAAGCAGACCAAGAGGAGGCUGGAGACAUCAGAGAGCAGCGGUCGCAAGCUCGAACGAGACUUGUGCGAGGCCCGACUCCAACUCCAACGCAAACAAGGUGAAUGUACCUUCUUGCACUUGAACAGCACCCCAGAGUUUGAUCCCCAGUAUCCCUACGGUUUCUCUCCUGAGAGCAUCUCCAAACUGUCCCUGCUGAUCGCCUGCCACCUCCUCCGCAAGCCCGACUACAUGGACCGCAAUCGCAUCUUCAACUGCGUCAAGAGGUGCUACGACAGCUACGCCCGCUGCGGCACUCACUUCGAGCAGGAUGUCCACAUGCUUGUGGCCACCGCUUACGCAAGCAACUGGUUCACUGAGAAUCAGAGGAUCAACUUCCACUGCUGGUUGCAGAGCAUCGCGCGGUACCGCAAAUAUGCCGACCUGAGCGGUCCCCCACACCCUGGCUGCACCGCUAGUGUCAUCAGGAGGACCACAUCUCUACGAAGCUGAAGUUUAUUUAUCACUGUUCCCUCUUUUGUUAUAUUAGAAAGUGUUAAAUUAUGUGAUUGUCUUGUAAAGUGAUUUCUAAAAACAAUCUGCAUGUAGGCCUACUAGUUCUUUUAAAUUAAAUGUAUAGUGUUGUGAUGCAAAGAUUGGCGUGUUACGAACCUGCCCCGCCCAUGUGCCCCAACCCACGGGGAAAUUCAAGAGCCAUUUCAUUUACUGACGCAUGUUUGAAAUGAAUCCCCUUUAAACCACGGUGCUAACAAUUGGAGCAAGCAGGCAAACUAGCUCCAGCUGAGCACACUAUACCCUACUAUCUCGGAAAUCUCAAAGCCUUUUUAUUCUGGACAAAAUUCUGGACGAGUGAAUAUUUGGGAAACAGUUGUGUAACAGAAUGCAUUCAGUCGUAGUAUGAAUUGGGUGGUUUCUGACAAUAGUUCACGUGUGUCAAUAUUCGACGUGUAUAGAUUAAUUGCCUUACAAUGAGUCCAGCAAUCCAGUGUCUUGUCACUCAUAUUAUCAUGCCAACAGACAACCGCAUUGCAUUGAUUUGCUGCUGGCUUAAUUCCACAUUUCACCAAAAGCUGUAUUUUCACUGUAUGAACUGAGAUACGUUUAGUCAAGUUCAGGCCAAAUUUUGGGUAGUUUUUUUUUCUUCAAAGGCUAUGCUGCAUCUCCACAACACCACACACCUUGGAAUUGACCGAGACACAAAAAUACCAGAUACAGGUUUUUCUCUACAUGCAGUUGUCAAAUUGGUGCAUCGAAUACAAGAGCACUUUGUCGUAGCUAGCUGAGAUGGGUCUAACGUUGCCUCUGUUGGAUAAUAGCAUCGAGUGUUUAAAAUCACGAACUCGCUCUCGUGUUGUAUGCCUUCUUUCAGCAACCUUGAAUCCAUCACCCGGUCACUUAUCAUUGUUCUGAGAGAGGUAGCUGUCGUGUUGUUUGACAGCGAGUGUUCUCGACGAGUACAGAUGAUAUGAAUCAAAUUAAUCUUCGUGAAAUGCCAUACCGUAUAUGAGCUCCGCAGUAACAGUAAAGUGGCGGACGAGGAGGGGGGGAAUUGUCAGCCAUGUCGAUUCCGGUGCUGAGUGUAGGAAGUGUAGUAUAGGUGUACAAAGCAUGCUGCCCUUGUCUCAUUGAUUAAAAAAUGUAGGAGCAAAUUUAUCUUUUGGUCUGAGACAGAGUUAUUGUAAGACCACAGAGUAGAAGGGUUACAUGACACAUCCGCCAUCAGUUUUCUUUGAUAGUAUUUACGCGAUUGAUUUUCAUGAAGGACAUAUAUAUAUAUCAUGAAAACUAAGAAUAGGUUGAUCUGUAUUAUUUCUCUGGUGAGUAACUUAAAUUUGAGGCGGGGUGCAUACACGUGGAUCGAGGGGAAAUUCCGAGAAAUAGAUACAGGACUUAUUUUCGUGACAGUGGAAAACAAGUAUAGUAAAUGGGAAACACAUGCAUUGUGGUAUUCUCAAAUUCCCAAUAGACAAUAUUCACGAGUCGGCCAUGUUAAAUUGAAAGCCAUGUAAAGUCUUCAUUUUUCUGGGGAACUUGCGAGUAGAUAUGAAAGCAAUGAAUAAAGUUAAUUACAAAUUAAACCAGCCUGCUCUGAUGAAAAAUAACAUACCCUAAUGAUUUAAGCCACAUUUUAAAACAAAAAUUAAAGUGAGGCUUGAACGCACGCCAAGUCUGGCACCAUCCCAUUCAACAGUUUACAAUUUAUUUUUAAAAAAAUGAAUCAGGGAACACGAUCGAAAAAGUUUCCUCGUGAAUAAGGUCUGUUAAGACCACUGGGCUAUAAUGGAACUAUGAACCAGAAAAUACAAGAACCGAUUAUAACUUCAGGGAACACGUUCGAAAAAGUUUCCUCGUGAAUAAGGUCUGUAUAAGACCACUGGGCUAUAAUGGAACUAUGAACCA